AUAGCCGCUGCUGCCAGCAACAAUAGACCCUGUCAGCGCCGCCACCUCUGUGGUAGUAAUCAUUGAACCCGUGGUCAAGUCUUGCGAACCCAAAAUCAUUCAAUCGUGUCAGACGAGGCUGUGAACAAAAUCGAGGAGGAAAAGGGCCUGUCUCCUGCGCAGCACAUGGCCAAGCAUGCGGGCCAAGGAUUACAACCAACAUCAACCGGAGCCCAUAGCACCCUGUUGGUACUCAAAGCUGCUUAGCGUAGCGCAGGGAAGGCAAAGUUCCCUGCUAUGGAUGGUGUUUUUUGGUCCAUACGACGCCGCGGACGGGAUCAUGGACGACCGCAGCUCCAACUGCCCACAUCGCCCUGGCGAUUCUCCACAUGGCUCAGAAGCUCAACGUGGGUGGUCAUCACUGAGCGUGAUAACUCGUCCAUGUCAGAUCCAUGACUGCAUUCCGAUCUCGGAAAUCAGACAAUGGGCCUUGGCCAUUAGCAAGGAAACAGCGGGCCAGUCGUGCAUAGAACUUGGAAGUGAACUUCCGGUCAAUGCAAUGGUACCACGACCCCCAGAAGGUGUCGACGCAGAUGUUGUGGAAGACAACAUGACCAAAUUACAGCAAUCGAAGCCCGAAGAUGCCACGGCUCUACCGGAAUGUCUGGUAUUGAAGAAAGGAGAGUUUGAGAGCGACGCACCAUAAAUUGAUUUGUUUUGUAACCGGCAAUGCUUGUAUUCCUUUGGCCAUUGCGGUUGGGAAAUGCCCUUGCCUCAGGAAAAGAGCCGAGAAGGAAGGGUUUAGUCUCUUAAGCAGCUAGCUCGCCGUUAGUAACAUACACGGG
Colletotrichum navitas is the source of this 824-nucleotide messenger RNA. RefSeq lists its product as uncharacterized. NCBI's taxonomy places the organism in Eukaryota, Fungi, Ascomycota, Sordariomycetes, Glomerellales, Glomerellaceae. The coding region runs from base 176 to 685 and encodes 169 amino acids. The transcript has a single exon. The record is from RefSeq and is a predicted model, not a curated record.